Messenger RNA from Eruca vesicaria subsp. sativa (arugula), 2283 nucleotides. NCBI's taxonomy places the organism in Eukaryota, Viridiplantae, Streptophyta, Magnoliopsida, Brassicales, Brassicaceae. The record is from the annotation of a GenBank genome assembly.
AUGUCUUCUUCAUUUCUUUCAUCCACAACCUCUUUUUUCUUUAUCGUUCUUCUCUAUCUGGGUUCCUUCCACGUCUCGGAUGGAUCUCAAAAAGCUACUUACAUUGUUCACAUGGCAAAAGCUCAGAUGCCCUCGAGCUUCGACCACCACUCUCUCUGGUACGAUUCCUCACUCCGGUCCGUAUCAGAAUCUGCUGAAAUGCUCUACACUUACAACAAUGCGAUUCAUGGAUUUGCCACUCGGCUUACUCCCGAGGAAGCCGACACGCUCAUGUCCCAACCUGGUGUCAUCUCGGUUCAACCUGAGCAGCGGUAUGAGUUACACACCACUCGGACUCCACAAUUCCUGGGUCUCGACAUACACAACUCCGGCCUGUUCCCCGAAACCGGCCCAUCUAGUGACGUCGUAGUUGGAGUUAUUGACACCGGCGUUUGGCCAGAGAGCAAAAGCUUCUCCGACGAAGGAUAUGGCCCCAUUCCAUCUACAUGGAAAGGCGGAUGUGACGCUGGAACUAGAUUCACAGCUUCGCUCUGUAACCGCAAACUAAUCGGAGCUAGAUUCUUCGCUCGGGGUUACGAAUCAUCAUUGACGGGACAAGUCAACGAAUCCAAGGAAUCAAGAUCACCUAGAGACGACGAAGGUCACGGAACUCACACUGCGUCAACUGCAGCGGGAUCAGUUGUGGAAGGAGCUAAUCUUUUAGGCUUCGCUAAUGGAACAGCUCGUGGAAUCGCUUAUCGCGCUCGAGUGGCAGUUUACAAAGUUUGUUGGAGAACUGGUUGCCACGACACAGACAUUUUAGCUGGAAUCGAUAAAGCCAUCGAAGAUAAUGUCAACAUUCUGUCAAUAUCUAUAAGCGGAAGUAGGACCGUUUAUACAGACUCUACAGCCAUUGGAGCAUUCGCGGCCAUGGAAAGAGGAAUCUUUGUUUCCUGCUCUGCUGGUAAUGAUGGUCCCUUCCCUACUAGUGUAGCGAACGUAGCUCCGUGGGUUACUACGGUUGGUGCUGGUACUCUUGAUCGUGAUUUUCCCGCGCUCAUGAUUCUCGGCAACGGAAAGAAUUAUACUGGAGCUUCUUUGUUUAGAGGAAAUGCACUUCCGGCUAAAUUGUUGCCGUUGGUUUACGCCGGGAAUGUUAGUAACAAUGCUACUUAUGGAAAUUUGUGUUUCCCUGGAACACUAAUUUCGGAGAAGGUAAAGGGGAAAAUCGUGAUGUGCGAAAAAGGAGGUAUCAAUCCAGCUAACAAAGGGGAGGUGGUGAAAGCUGCUGGUGGACUCGGAAUGAUAGUGGCGAAUACACGGAGUAGAGGAGAAGAGCUUCAGGCGUAUGCUUUUUUGUUACCGGCAGCCGCUGUGGGACGGAAAGCUGCUGACAUUAUCCGGAACUACGCUUUGACUGAUCCGAAUCCCACCGCUUCCAUUUUGUUCCAACCAACUGUACUCAACGUCCAGCCGUCUCCCGUGCUUGCAGCUUUUAGCUCGCGAGGACCUAAUCCCAUAACACCAAACAUUCUCAAGCCGGAUUUGAUUGCUCCGGGAGUCAAUAUCUUGGCUGCAUGGACCGGAGCUGUAAGUCCCAUCGGCAUCCCUUUCGAUCCUCUCCGUGUGGAAUUCAACAUCAUCUCAGGAACGUCCAUGGCUUGCCCUCACGUUAGCGGUUUAGCCGCUCUCCUCAAGUCGGUGCAUCCUGAAUGGAGCCCGGCAGCGAUUCGAUCAGCUCUCAUGACCACUGCUUACAAUACCUACAAAGACGGAAAACCGUUGCUCGACAUCGCCACGGUACAACCUUCAACACCAUUCGGACAUGGUGCAGGACAUGUAUCACCGACCACAGCCGUCAAUCCGGGACUAAUCUAUGAUCUAACGACGGUGGAUUAUUUAGGUUUCCUAUGCGCAUUGAAUUACAAUUCCUCGCAGAUCAAAAUGGUGUCAAGGGGCAAUUACACUUGCGACCAUAGGAAAACUUACUCCGUUGCUGAUUUAAACUAUCCUUCCUUCGCCGUUACGGUUGACGGAUACGGCACGUACAAGUACACACGCACUGUCACAAACGUGGGAGGAGCUGGGACAUACUCGGUUAGAGUUACCUCGGAGACAAUGGCAGUCAAGAUUUCAGUUGUACCAGAGGUUUUGAAUUUCAAAGAAGUAAACGAGAAAAAAUCGUAUUCUGUUACGUUUACCGUAGACUCGUCUAAGCCGUCAGGGUCUAACAGCUUUGGGAGCAUCGAGUGGUCAGAUGGGAAACAUGUGGUGGCCAGUCCCGUGGCGGUUAGCUGGACAUAG